Molecule: messenger RNA, 1238 nt
Organism: Electrophorus electricus (electric eel)
Lineage: Eukaryota; Metazoa; Chordata; Actinopteri; Gymnotiformes; Gymnotidae
Product: phospholipase A2-like
Biological process (GO): phospholipid metabolic process; arachidonate secretion; lipid catabolic process
Molecular function (GO): phospholipid binding; calcium ion binding
Source: RefSeq, a predicted model, not a curated record
AGAGGACGAGAAGUAGACCGCCGAUCUGGAUCGCUAAAGGGAAGCGGUAGGAGGAGAACUGGUAACUAAAAGAAAAGUUAAAAAUAAAUUGCUAAAGGAGUUCAAAUAAACCUAUAAAGUAUUGAGAUAAAAGACAAAAAUGAAAACUGAAUAAAUAAAACAAAAAGAAAUAAAAGUGCAUUGUUAUGCUGAAAAUGUAAUCGUGCAGUGCUCCAGGAGCUCAGGAAACAGUGUUCAAACUGACUAUGUAGGUCUGUGUUCUACAUUAUUCCAGUAUAGGCGCGACUCUAAGUGUAAACGGAGUUAAAUGACAGCUUUCACAUCCGUGUGAGAAAACGUGCUACGCCUCCACGGAUAAGACUCACGCGAGAGCAAGACGUGUGAUUAAAUGAAACUCGGAGCCCGUAAAGCGGAGUCUCUUCAGACGAAGCGUACACAUGGCACACAUGAUUAACGUUCCUCGAAUACAGGCAAAGGUAUAAAGGCUCCCCUGCGCUUCAUACGGCAGCUUCUCCUCGGGUGGUGACGCGCAUCAACCCAAACAUCGGUAGCAGCAAAGAGCCAACAACUGUUCACCAGGAAACGGCCACAGCUGGUUGGAGAUGACUGUCAUUUACAUCGCCACGCUUUUCUUUCUCUCAGCGCUGAGCCCGCAGUUCCCGAGUCUGAUGCACUCUGGACGGGACACGCGCAGUUUGCUGGAGCUCGCAGGAGUCAUCAAGUGCAGCACGGGCAGAUCAGCGGUGGCUUACGUGAUGUACGGAUGCUACUGCGGGAUCGGGGGACAAGGCUGGCCGCGAGACAAAGCGGACUGGUGUUGUCACAAGCAUGACUGUUGCUAUUCAAGGGCAGAGAAUCGAGGCUGUCAUGCCAAAACAGAUAAAUAUUCCUGGAGCUGCAGCAGCCCGACACUAGACUGCGGAUCUCUGACUGACCACUGUGAGAAGAGGCUGUGUGUGUGUGACAGUGAAGCUGCACGCUGCCUGAAGAGGGCUCCGUACACCCUUAAAUACGCCAUGUGGCCUGACUUCCUGUGUGGGGCUGAACACCCCACCUGUGCCUACUACUGACUGACUGACACACACACACACACACCCACACCCUCACCCUCUGUGGGGCUGAACACCUGUGCCCACUCCUGACAGACAGCCCAAUCUUUGGGCAUUGUUUAUGCCCCCCACUCAUACUUCUGCCACCCCCACCACCCUCUUGAAAAAAAUAAAAUAUUUCUGCUUGUA